AUGGCAACCCCCGAAAACCCGGCUGUUACACGUUUUAGGCAAUACCUACGUUGUAAGACCGUCCAACCAAACCCCGAUUAUGAGUCCUGCACAAAAUUCUUGUUAGAACAGGCGAAAGAAAUAGGUUUGAAGGCACAAACGUUCGAGUAUGUUAAGGGCAAGCCAGUGGUCUUACUGACAUUGGAGGGUCGUGACCCAGGUUUGUCCUCAAUUCUAUUGAAUUCUCACACAGACGUUGUCCCGGUUUUUGAGGAAAAUUGGAGUUAUAAACCAUUUGCGGCAUGUAAAUCUGAAAAUGGAGACAUCUUUGCCAGAGGUGCUCAAGACAUGAAAUGCGUUGGUGCUAGUUAUCUCGAGGUCAUUCGACGUCUUAAGGAUCAAAACAAGCAGCUGUGUCGAACAGUCCAUCUAUCAUACGUUCCUGACGAGGAGAUCGGUGGAGAAGAUGGCAUGGGUCGUUUUGUCGAAUCUGAGGAUUUUAAAAAAUUGAAUGUCGGAUUCGCUCUAGAUGAAGGUAUUGCAAAUCCAGGUGAUGCAUUAAAGGUAUUUUACGGCGAAAGGGCACCUUGGUGGAUUGAUGUUACCACCCGGGGAAACGUUGGACAUGGUUCCCAACUAAUUCAAAAUACCGCCGUUUCCAAAUUGCAUCGCAUAAUCAAUAAGUUUAUGGAGUUUCGUGAUUCCCAAGAACGUCAAUUAUUAAUCGGUGUACGUCCCGAUGGUAGGAAGUACAGCCUUGGUGACGUGACAAGUGUUAACCUCACUAUACUACAAACUGGCGUUCAACAUAAUGUUAUUCCACAAGAAGCAAAGGCUGGCUUUGACAUUAGGGUGUCUCCAAAUGUAGACAUGCCGCUGUUCAAGGCUUUGAUAGAGGGAUAUGUGUAUUCGGAAUCAGAUUCAAAACUAGAGUUUGUCCAGUAUCAUGAUGACAACAGUUGCACGUCACUGGGUGAAGAUAAUAUUUGGUGGGUCACUUUUCGUGAUUUCUGCAGGGACCGGAAUAUUAACAUUGAGCCGGAAAUUUUUCCGGCGGCAACCGACUCCAGAUAUCUUCGUAAAUUAGGCAUUCCAGCAUUAGGUGUAUCCUACUUAAAAAAUACACCGAUUUUGUUACAUGAUAAUAAUGAAUAUAUUAACGAAAAUUUGUUUCUUGAGGGUAUCGAGUUCUACACAGGUUUAAUUAGUCGUUUGGCAGAUGUCCAAAUAAUUAAAUAA
Molecule: messenger RNA, 1218 nt
Organism: Acaulospora colombiana
Lineage: Eukaryota; Fungi; Glomeromycota; Glomeromycetes; Diversisporales; Acaulosporaceae
Source: the annotation of a GenBank genome assembly